This is a messenger RNA of Ornithorhynchus anatinus (platypus), 993 nucleotides long. RefSeq names its product potassium two pore domain channel subfamily K member 16 (gene KCNK16). The record is from RefSeq and is a predicted model, not a curated record. Gene Ontology annotation, molecular function: potassium ion leak channel activity. The transcript has 6 exons. Lineage: Eukaryota; Metazoa; Chordata; Mammalia; Monotremata; Ornithorhynchidae. Gene Ontology annotation, cellular component: membrane. The coding region runs from base 1 to 993 and encodes 330 amino acids. Gene Ontology annotation, biological process: potassium ion transmembrane transport; stabilization of membrane potential.
AUGCCUGACUUUGUGCUGGGCCAGUGGAGGAUCAGCUGGACUCUGCCCCUGGCUCUGGGCUACCUCGGCUACCUGCUCCUGGGGGCCACCGUCUUCCAGCUGCUGGAGAAACAGGCCGAGGCCCAAUCCCGAGUCCAGUUCCAGAUAGAGAAGCUCCAGUUCCUGGAGAAUUACACGUGCCUGGAUCGGCAGGCCCUGGAGCAGUUCGUGCAGGUCAUCAUGGAAGCGUGGGUGAAGGGUGUGAACCCCAAGGGCAACUCUACGAACCCCAGCAACUGGGACUUCAGCAACUCCUUCUUCUUCGCCGGGACCGUGGUCACCACCAUCGGCUAUGGGAACCUGGCCCCCAGCACAGGGGCGGGCCAGGUGUUCUGCAUCUUCUACGCACUGUUUGGCGUGCCGCUCAAUCUGACCUUCCUCAACCACCUGGGAAAAGGCCUCAGCGCCCACCUGGCUCUGCUGGACACCUGGGGACACCAGACGGGACGCUCUCGGGUCCUGCGGACUCUGGCCCUGCUGGUCUUCCUGGCGGCCGGGACCCUCCUCUUCCUCGUCUUCCCCCCCAUGAUUUUCAGCUCCGUGGAAGGGUGGAGCUUCGGCGAAGGUUUCUACUUUGCCUUCAUCACCCUCAGCACCAUCGGCUUCGGGGAUUACGUCGUAGGCACCGACCCCAACAAGCACUACAUCUCCGUGUACCGGAGCCUGGCCGCCGUCUGGAUCAUCUGUGGCCUGGCCUGGCUCGCCCUCGUCUUCAACUUGGCCUCCAGCCUGGUGGAGAAGUUCCUGCAGCUUCACCUGGACGGCGCCGAGCGCGGGCCCCCUGAGCAGGUCGAGGAGGCCCUCAGAAAGCGCCAGGAGCAGCCCGGUCGCAACAAAAUCCGACACGUCCCGUCUCCAGCCGACGCGGCGGAACAGCGCCACGGGAUACCGAAGCCGAAGGAAUCUCGGGAAGUCACCCGGUCCGGCCCCCCUCCUCUAGCUUCCGAGCCCUGA